Messenger RNA from Myotis brandtii (Brandt's bat), 1377 nucleotides. RefSeq names its product gap junction protein, beta 7, 25kDa (gene GJB7). Bases 464 to 1264 code for a protein of 266 amino acids. Gene Ontology annotation, cellular component: connexin complex. NCBI's taxonomy places the organism in Eukaryota, Metazoa, Chordata, Mammalia, Chiroptera, Vespertilionidae. The record is from RefSeq and is a predicted model, not a curated record. Gene Ontology annotation, biological process: cell communication. The transcript is spliced from 5 exons.
GGACGGCUAUUUUAUGUCCGUGUUUACUUUGCAGAACACCAUCUGCUCGGCUGUUAUGGCAACAUGCAGAGUGGCGCAAUCCACAGACCUGAAAGGGAUUUGAAAUGGGUGCUUCUCCUCUGAAACACAAAAGAAGACGUCUAAGAUUGUACUGAAAAGCAAUUGAUCUGAGAUGCUGGGGCAAGUUCCUCACAUAUGUGCUUUGCUGCCCAGCACAAAAGAUUGAAUUCCUGUGCAGUAAACUGCUACUUCUUAAGAGGAGAAAAUCAUAGAAUUGCUUUAUUAGAACUGGAACAGAGCUAGAGAAAAAACAAACAAAUUUAACUUGCAAUUGAAAAGACUUUACUUUGACAUCAAGGAAGGUUUUAAUGAAAAAAAGCAUAUAUUGCUUAUUAAGCACCCACAAUGUGUCAGACUCUGUUUUGAGUCCCAGGAGAAUCUUGUCUUCUUUUGAGCCUGCGCCAUGAGUUGGAUAUUCCUCAGAGACCUCCUAAGUGGAGUAAAUAAACACUCAACUGGGAUUGGGCGGAUUUGGCUGGCUGUUGUGUUCAUCUUCCGUUUGCUGGUCUACAUGGUGGCAGCAGAGCAUGUGUGGAAAGAUGAGCAGAAAGAGUUUGAGUGCAACAUUAGACAGCCUGGUUGUGAAAACGUGUGUUUUGACUACUUCUUCCCCAUCUCCCAGGUCAGACUUUGGGCCUUACAACUGAUCAUGGUCUCCACGCCUUCACUUCUGGUGGUUUUACAUGUAGCCUAUCGUGAGGGUAGAGAGAAAAGGCACAGAAAGAAACUAUAUGUUAGCCUAGGUACGAUGGAUGGGGGCCUGUGGUAUACUUACCUUACCAGCCUCAUUGUUAAACUUGGUUUUGAAAUUGGCUUCUUGGUUUUAUUUUACAAGCUAUAUGAUGGCUUCAGUGUUCCUUACCUUAUGAAGUGUGAUCUGAAGCCUUGUCCCAACACUGUGGACUGCUUCAUGUCCAGACCCACCGAGAAAACCAUCUUCAUCCUCUUCAUGGUGGUUACCUCAUGCCUGUGUAUUGUGUUGAAUUUCACUGAACUGAGCUUUUUGAUUCUCAAGUGCCUUCUUAAGUGCUGUCUCCAAAAAUACUCUAAAAGACCCAAGUUCUCAGUGUGUGAGUGCCCCAACCUCAGAUAUGUUGAAUGUGGUGAGGUGGGGGCCCCUCCGCUACUCCAGAAUCACCAUUCAGCCUCUGCCAUAAGCACAAAUCGGGAAAGUGAAACAAAGCUACUUUGCAACACACUGUAAGGUUAAACAAAGAAAACCUGCAUCCCUCCUAAGCAAGAACUAGGCUGGGAUGGGAAACAAAGGGUAUCAGCUUUCAUGUAAUUUGGGAGGAAUUAAUAAAAUUUUCAGUAUGU